UUGUGGCGGUGCCAGCCCGCGUGAGCGAGUGUGUGCGCAUUGCCUGCGCCUGGGCGGGCGGACCCGGAGCAGUAGUGCGAUUCGCCCGGGAGGCGGCUCCGCAGAGGCGUCUCGCUCGCCGCCGCCGAGGGGCGGCUUUGCAAACUUGCGGCGGGCUCCAGGCGCCCGGGGACCCGCGGGCGAAGGUGCGGGGCGCGGUGCACGCCGAAGACUAGGGCUGCGGGGCCGGGCCGAGCCUUCGCCCUUGGCCCGCGCCCUGGCGAGCCUCAUGCAGCCCCUGUGCUCGGCACCGCAGCUGCCCCGGGAAGGUCCGGGUCCCGAACCCUGCACCGCAGCGCCCGAGCGUCUGCCGCCCGGCGGCGGGAUGCUCCGUGUCGCCUGAGAACGCCGCGCCCGCGUGCGAGAGGAGCCGGCUGGAGUCCGGAGCCUCAGGGAUCGCGAGGAGCCCCACGCCACAGCCGCCGCCGCCGCCGCCGCCGCCACCGGCGCCCGUCUUCUCGGCUCCUCUCGUAGGCCCCGGCUCCGCCAGCCCCCGAGUGCGGCGGGGCAGCCAGACAGCCGCUCUCUUCGGCGGCAGGGGCAUGGAGGAGCGGCGGGCUCCGAGCCGCGCCCCGGAGUCCCCGAAACUUCCGAGCAGGCGCCCGAUCGCGCCGCUGCCGCCGCAGCCACCUCACCUGCCGGCCUGAGAGCGGGACCAUGGAUGAAAGGUUCAACAAGUGGCUGCUGACGCCGGUGCUCACUCUCCUCUUCGUGGUCAUCAUGUACCAGUACGUGUCCCCUUCCUGCACCAGCUCCUGCACCAACUUCGGGGAGCAGCUCCGCUCCGGGGAGGCCCGCCCGCCCGCUGUCCCGAGUCCCGCCCGACGGGCACAGGCUCCGCCGGAGGAGUGGGAGCGGCGGCCCCAGCUGCCACCGCCACCCCGGGGACCGCCCGAGGGGUCUCGUGGCGUCGCGGCUCCCGAGGACGAGGAUGAGGAUCCGGGGGACCCGGAGGAAGAGGAGGAGGAAGAAGAGGAGGAGCCGGACCCCGAGGCGCCCGAAAACGGCUCCCUGCCCCGCUUCGUGCCGCGCUUCAACUUCACCCUGAAGGACCUGACCCGCUUCGUGGACUUCAACAUCAAAGGGCGGGAUGUGAUCGUCUUCCUGCACAUCCAGAAGACCGGGGGCACCACGUUCGGCAGGCACCUGGUGAAGAACAUUCGUCUGGAGCAGCCAUGCAGCUGCAAAGCUGGCCAGAAAAAGUGCACCUGCCACCGGCCGGGCAAGAAGGAGACCUGGCUCUUCUCCCGCUUCUCCACCGGCUGGAGCUGCGGGCUGCACGCCGACUGGACCGAGCUCACCAACUGCGUGCCAGCCAUCAUGGAGAAGAAGGAUUGUCCCCGCAACCACAGCCACACGAGGAAUUUCUACUACAUCACAAUGUUGCGGGACCCAGUGUCACGUUACCUGAGUGAAUGGAAACAUGUCCAGAGAGGGGCCACAUGGAAAACCUCUCUCCAUAUGUGUGAUGGAAGGAGCCCCACCCCUGAUGAGCUGCCUACCUGCUAUCCUGGGGAUGACUGGUCUGGGGUCAGCUUGCGGGAGUUCAUGGAUUGUAGCUACAACCUGGCCAACAACCGCCAAGUGCGUAUGCUGGCUGACCUCAGCCUGGUGGGCUGCUACAACUUGACUUUCAUGAAUGAGAGUGAGCGAAACACCAUCCUGCUGCAGAGUGCUAAGAACAAUCUAAAGAACAUGGCCUUCUUUGGGCUCACCGAAUUCCAGAGGAAGACACAAUUUCUCUUUGAGAGGACAUUCAACCUGAAAUUCAUCUCUCCUUUCACACAGUUCAACAUCACACGGGCUUCCAAUGUGGACAUCAAUGAUGGAGCCCGUCAGCACAUUGAGGAGUUGAAUUUCCUGGACAUGCAGCUUUAUGAGUAUGCAAAGGAUCUCUUCCAGCAACGCUACCAUCACACCAAACAGCUAGAACACCAGAGGGACCGCCAAAAGAGGCGUGAGGAGCGGAGGCUGCAGCGAGAGCACAGAGCACAUCGGUGGCCCAAAGAGGACAGGGCCAUCGAAGGGACUGUCACUGAGGACUACAACAGCCAGGUGGUUAGAUGGUGACCCUCUGCCUGCUCCUCUUUAUGAAGGGGGAUAAGCAGGCACCUCCUCCUUCUCUUGGAUUACUUGGAAGAAGUUGGGCCAUGAUGAGAACCUCCAGCUUUAUGUGACUUAAUUUGGACACCUGCUUGCUCUUUGUCUUCAUUUUCAAUCCAGCUGGAGAUUUUCCAUCCUGUUCUUCUUUUCUAGACAUUUUCUGAUCACUGAUAUUGAGUGGGGGUGGAAAUAUAUCCAAAAGACCACUGUAGAAGGGGUCAGGAAAGAGGCUUCAGAGAGGACAAAGUUUGUAGUAUCUUUGCCACUCCCAACGGGUCAGCUUGGGAUCCUGGAACCCACAGAAGCACACAGGAAAACCAUGGAUGCUCUGCUGAAUGCAGCAUGUUUCGCCCAAUAGAACUUUGGUCUGUUUAUAGAAAGAGAGAAAGACCCUUUUGUCCUUGUCCUUGGAUGAUCCUCUCACACAGUUUUGAAUUUGGGAACCGUUCACAUGAGGUUUAAAUCAUGAAUAACAUAAUUCAUCUCUACAGUCGCUUUUAAACAAAAUUACUAUGAAAUUGACCAUAGCUAGAUACCACUAGGCUACAAUGUUGGAGAUCAAAGCCCUAAGGCACAUGUCCACUCUACCUUUUAGGGAACAAGGAGUAGACACAAGGCAGGGCUAGUUGUGGCCCUGAGAAAUGAAUACUGGCGGGCCAUCUUGGGAGAUACACUCAAUUAGUAAUGACCAACGAGAUUGUACUUUACUAUUGUUCAUCUUCCAGAUAAAGAAUAAAUAAAAAAAAUUAAAAGAGCAAGAUCAAGGAAACCAGGAGGAAAACCUCCAUGUUUCAAACUAGCUUAUGACCUUAGCUGUUGAAAAAAUGGCAGACUUUUACCUUUGAGGAGCAGUUACCUUCUCAGCCAGGGUCAGAAUUCUGCUAUCACAAAAGAAAAGAUGUCGUCAAAGAACUUGGCUUAAAGUAUAGGAGCUAAAACAAUGAGCACAUGUAAUACAUUCCAGGUCAAUAAAUGAAUGGGGCCAGGAGAUUCAGCACGGAAUCCACGAGACCAUUAUAUCAGGUGUUCGGAAGGAUCCUGCACCUGAAAUUUGCAGUGUCUCUAAACCACUAUCUUCCUACAUGAUUAUUGCCUGUUCUAUGGCUACAGCCAGAAAACCAAGCUACUGUGUACAAAAUUGGACCAAAAAUAUGCUGUAUUGCCCUAGGCUUCUUGGUUUUGCCCGUUCAGUCCAUAGCAGCAAUCAUUGCGCUGGAAAGGAAUAGGAAGGGGGGAAUAGAAAGCCUUCAGCUCACAUUCCCCCGGAAGAUCAGAGAAGGUAGAAGUUUUACAACACAUUGAUAAGAUCAAUCCUUUUAAGCAGCUGAAGGCCAAAGGCUUGAGACCCCUGAAUUAUAUCCAAAGCCUAUUUCAUUGAUGUCCUACACAUUUGAUGCUUAAGCCAGCUUUACAUAAGCCACUUCUCAGACUUUAGAAUGCUUUCUUUGGGGCUGAAAAGCCAUCAUGCCCCAAUAUGACAUCAUUACAUGGCCUUCUUGGGUCAUGUUCUAAGAGAAGCCUCAUGCUGCACCAUGAAUAUAUCCAGACUAACCAGGUACAUAUUGCUAAUCUUCAUUAUAUAGCAGAGAAAAUGAAGAUCACAGAUGGAAUGAGGUUUCCAUGGAGAUCACGAGAUAGACCUUACUCUCCACAGAGCACAUUAUCCAUAUCUACAUUAUGCUUCACAUGUAGUGUAGAUCUCCCUGCCAUUUAUAACAGAAGCCAGAUGUUAUUAGUCUGAAGUAGUAGUUCCUGAUCUACAAAGAUGGCAUAAUGCGAUGAGACUACACUGCAGGGAUCCCGAGCCCUUCUCCUCAGGUUGAGUCUUCCCUCAUCUCCAUCACACUAGUGAGCUGGAGAGAUGGAUAACUUCUUUUGCAACUGUAAUUUUUGAGCUACACACAGAUGUAAGUUUAAAGUGGACAAUUAGUGGCUAUUUAGUUGGUAGAUAUGAGACCUCUCAAAACAUACGUGGGUCUCUUAAUGAUGAUUGGCUUUGGAAGAGCAGAGAGGGAACGGUACAGCAGGCAUGGAUGAGAGCACAUUCAGUUGUUAAGAUCCAAUGGUCUGCCAGAAAAGGAAACCUAAAAACGUUGACUCUUCUAUCAAUUGUGUGUGUGAUAAACACACACAGACACACACACACACACACACACACACACACAUCUUCAGGAUUUUUUCAAGUAGAAAAAUCAAAGCAAGCUAGAAAGCAUCAGAUUGAUUCUUUUAAACUUACCAUAGAUCUUGUCAAGGGCUUCUUGGAGGCAGCCCCUUCUACCUUCACCCUUCAUACUAUGCCUCUGGGACCUUGGGGCUUAUAUCAGAAAGCUCACUGACACCCCACUCCUGAAUGUACCGGAGGAAGGGUAUGGCCUUCCUGCUAGAUGAGAGCAGAGAGCAAGAUGAUGUGAGGAGACACCAUCUCAGGCCAGUGCUAAUUGAAUUGGAAAGACUAGCAAGGCCUCUGUACCCAUAUGGCUCCAUUUGCGAGCAUCAUAGUUGUCAUGUCCCCAGGGUCCUGCAUUGAUAGAAAUGGAGAGGUAGGAUGUAGAGUGUUCUCUGGAGACUGAAUGCCUAGUCUCAUAUCUACCAACUAAAUAGCCAUCCAUGAUGUGUACUGCUGUAGGAAGCAACAGUCCCAGGAAGCUAAGGAUGUAUGGGAAGUCUUAUGUCCCAACACACAUCAACUCUAAGCCUUAGAAGAGGAACAAUUGCUAGGUCACCUCCACUUUCUGUGAGUCCUCCAGCUCCCAGUCAGGCAUUUCUUCCUUCCCUUCUCUUGGCAGAAGCAGCAUGAGAAAGUGGGUUGGCAUAUAUAUGGUGUGUGUGUGUGUGUGUGUGUGUGUGUGUAUGUGUGUAUGUUCGUUCACAGUUUGGGGAGGUGUAAGGGGUGUCUAUUUACAUACUAUGAGGUUACAUAUGUGUGUGUGUGUGUCUGUCUACCUGUUCAUGUUCUUAUAGUGUGUGGUAUGUCUAACUCUGUGUGUGUGUGUGUGUGUGUGUGUGUGUGUGUGUGUGCGUGUGCGUGUAUCACAUGCAUUUUAUUCGCAUUUUGUUAUGGGCUAAGACAGACUCUUUUGUGUGUCCUUCUAGUUUCCUUGAUACUGGAGAAAAUAACUGAUAACCCUACCAAAUCAAUGUUGGCAACACUUAAAGAAAACUAUGAGUUACUAAAAACAUGAAGAUGCUGCUCUAUCAAAAACAUACUCA
This is a messenger RNA of Mastomys coucha (southern multimammate mouse), 5352 nucleotides long. It is a transcript of the gene Hs6st3, whose product is annotated as heparan sulfate 6-O-sulfotransferase 3. The record is from RefSeq and is a predicted model, not a curated record. The transcript has 2 exons. NCBI's taxonomy places the organism in Eukaryota, Metazoa, Chordata, Mammalia, Rodentia, Muridae. The coding region runs from base 697 to 2109 and encodes 470 amino acids. Gene Ontology annotation, cellular component: membrane. Gene Ontology annotation, molecular function: heparan sulfate 6-sulfotransferase activity.